Molecule: messenger RNA, 525 nt
Organism: Procambarus clarkii (red swamp crayfish)
Lineage: Eukaryota; Metazoa; Arthropoda; Malacostraca; Decapoda; Cambaridae
Source: RefSeq, a predicted model, not a curated record
AUGGACCACAUAGGCCACUUGGACCACAUGGACCACAUAGGCCACUUGGACCACAUGGACCACAUAGGCCACUUGGACCACAUGGACCACUUGGACCACAUGGACCACAUAGGCCACAUGGACCACUUGGACCACAUAGGCCACUUGGACCACAUGGACCACAUAGGCCACAUGGACCACAUAGGCCACUUGGACCACAUGGACCACAUAGGCCACAUGGACCACUUGGACCACAUAGGCCACUUGGACCACAUAGGCCACAUGGACCACAUAGGCCACAUGGACCACAUAGGCCACAUGGACCACUUGGACCACAUAGGCCACUUGGACUACAUAGGCCACUUGGACUACAUAGGCCACAUAGGCCACAUGGACCACAUAGGUCACUUGGACCACAUUGGCCACUUGGACCACAUGGACCACAUAGGCCACAUGGACCACAUAGGUCACUUGGACCACAUUGGCCACAUGGACCACAUAGGCCACAUGGACCACAUAGGCCACUUGACCAAAGGCCACCAGUAG